ACUAUACAAUAUGAAUCGCAUGUCAACUAUCUUAUCAGCGAAUGCUUAUGUUAGCUUAUAAUAAAUAAAUAGGACAAUGCUGCGAGAGCGUCAAAUUAAACAUGAAAACAAUUAUUCUACUUGUCAUCGAAUGGAGUUGUGUAAUUUACGAAACGACGGCAUGCGACCCUGGGUGGAUGCAACACGGCGACUCGUGUUAUUUCGUGGAAAUCCACAACCAUAAACAUUGGUUUGGUGCAAAGAGGUGGUGCGAAUCUCAAAAUGGGUACCUGGCUGCGAUUGCGAACUACGACGAGAACGAAUUCCUGAAGACGCAACUUCGAAGACUAGCGCCGACGGUUCAUAUAUGGCUAGGUGGCACAGACAUUGCCGCGGAGCAUAACUGGGUGUGGGCUUACACAUGGGAACCGUUUGGCUUCUCGGAUUGGAAUACUGGUGAGCCGAACAACGCCGGUGGUCAGGAAGAUUGCCUUACAUACCUCGUAGGACUGUAUCUAUGGAACGACUUGUGGUGUGGCUCUGAAUUAGCAUACAUAUGCGAGAAGCCACUGCAUCCAGGGCUGUUGAUCGGAUAAGCCGACUUGAUUUUGGUAUAUCUUUAUUAAAGUGGUUCAAAAUAAAUCAUAAUCUAGA
Molecule: messenger RNA, 633 nt
Organism: Dreissena polymorpha
Lineage: Eukaryota; Metazoa; Mollusca; Bivalvia; Myida; Dreissenidae
Product: perlucin-like
Exons: 6
Coding region: 102-575 (157 amino acids)
Molecular function (GO): signaling receptor activity
Source: RefSeq, a predicted model, not a curated record